AUGAAAUGGGUAUAUUUCGUGCGGUUUGCGCGGUUCGUGCGUGCGUUGUGCGGGCGCGCGGGACGUGUGUCGCGGCAGACGCACAUGCUGCGUCUAUUCUGGGCGGGCGGCGACGAACGCUCGGCCGGCAUCGAGCGAACUCGAUCUAGGUCGGGCGGGCGGCGUCUGUCCAUACACUGCUACCAAACGCCACGCCGCGCACGCUAUGCUAAUGCUCACGACAAAUUAUUCCGUAAGUCGUAA
Messenger RNA from Arctia plantaginis, 243 nucleotides. NCBI's taxonomy places the organism in Eukaryota, Metazoa, Arthropoda, Insecta, Lepidoptera, Erebidae. The record is from the annotation of a GenBank genome assembly.